This is a messenger RNA of Macadamia integrifolia, 1248 nucleotides long. RefSeq lists its product as uncharacterized. The transcript is spliced from 4 exons. Bases 60 to 1118 code for a protein of 352 amino acids. Gene Ontology annotation, biological process: double-strand break repair via homologous recombination. Gene Ontology annotation, molecular function: crossover junction DNA endonuclease activity; 5'-flap endonuclease activity. The record is from RefSeq and is a predicted model, not a curated record. Gene Ontology annotation, cellular component: Slx1-Slx4 complex. NCBI's taxonomy places the organism in Eukaryota, Viridiplantae, Streptophyta, Magnoliopsida, Proteales, Proteaceae.
CGCCUAUUGUGUGUGUGUGUAUGUGAGAGAGAGAGAGAGAGAGAGAGAGAGAGAGAGAGAUGAGGAAAGGAAAAGAUCGAGUAAGAUCAGAAACAGGAGAAGAAGAAGGCAACGGAACAGGGAAAGGAGGGAAAGGUUUCUACGCUUGCUACCUCCUCUGCUCCUUGAGCCCAAGACACAAAGGCCAGACUUAUAUAGGGUUUACAAUCAACCCUUGUCGUCGGAUUAGGCAGCAUAAUGGUGAAAUAAAUUGUGGUGCAUGGAGGACGAAGACAAAGCGUCCUUGGGAAAUGGUAUUAUGCAUAUAUGGUUUCCCAACAAACGUAUCUGCACUCCAGUUUGAGUGGGCCUGGCAGCAUCCAGUGGAGUCCUUGGCUGUUAGAAAAGCAGCUGCAGAAUUCAAAUCCGUCUCUGGGGUUGCCAAUAAGAUCAAGCUUGCCCACACAAUGCUUAAUCUCCCUGCAUGGCAGAGCUUGAACCUCACUGUUAACUUUUUCUCGACAAAAUACAUGAAACACACUGCUGGAUGCCCGAGCUUGCCAGUGCAUAUGAAAGCCCAAAUUUGUUCAAUGGACGAACUUCCCUGCUACAUGGGAGAUGAGCAAAUUUUAAUGAAUAAUGAAGAUGACUGGGUAGCUGAAAGUGCAUAUGAUGAUGGACCAGUAACACAGAUGAAUAUACAAGUUCACGAUUUUGCCAAAUAUCAUUGUAGCAUUGAAAUGACUCAUGUACAAAUCGGAAGGAUGGAAGAUGAUUAUCGUUUUGGAGAGCCCAUAGGCCCCCUCACUCCAAAGGAAGGAGACCACAGGGUUCCUGUUUGUGCUGGUGAAUGUGGUAUAACCAGCUCUUUGGAUACAGAAGAAACAGUUGAAGAUAGAGAUCCCUUUGAGAUUAUGGAGAAGGAUGAUAUGAAAUCAUGUCAGCCAAACAAGCUGCAAACACCCAAAGCUUUUGAGAAUGAUCAACCAACAUCAACUGAUGGUCUUCUUUCCUCUUCGGAAGUUGAGAUAAUAAAUUUGUUGACUCCCCCUCCUAACUGCAUUCUUAAGAAGAGAGCUUCCCCAAAUUUCCCCAAAAUUAUUGACUUAACAGAGUCUCCUGUUUUCAUCCAACUAUGAGAUGUCGGAUUUGUAAUAUGCAAUUAAAAACAUAAAAAGCAAUUUCUGGCUCUGAAAUAAGCAUUUUCUACUUCUAUGUAUCAUGUGUUAAUUGGAAAUUCCUUUUUCAAUUAGAAGAGUGUAUUAUCCA